AUGGCUUUAGGAGUAUUGUGGGAAAUGGAGUCCACAACAUCUGGAAUGGAAAAGGUUGCUUUACCCCCGGUUCGGACUCAUGCCCACCAGUAUCUCCAGUGGUACCCCACAGCACAGAGCACGUUACAAACGCACGCCCUUGUUGGCCACAUUGCAGAUAUGGUGAAGGUUGUGGUGGACCCCACAGCUCAGGGCAUGUCACCAGACACUCAUGACCCCAUCGGCCACAUGCUGCACAAGAUGAUACCAGUGAUUGGUUUAGUUCUCCUGAUCCUACCUUGUAUUUUAUCAAGAGAGCGUUUUAUAACAUCCUAUGGUGGGAUUUGCACAUCACCAUGUGGCCUACAUGGUGAAUCAUAUUACUGGUGCUGGCAGAAAGGCUAUUCUAAAUCUUCAUGGGACUAUUGUUCCCCAGCAGAAAAAUAUGAUUACAAAUAUAAUCCAUGUCAGUCAUCCUGUAAGUCUGAUGGAAAGAGCUAUACAUGGUGCUCAGUCUCACAGGGAAGUUGGGGCUACUGUGGACGUAUCACAGAACAGUUUGAGACAUGGUAUACAAGAUAUGACGUACAAUGUGUAACUGACUGUAAUAAACAUGGUGAUUAUUUUCGAUGUUUAGAUUCAAAUGAUAACCGUGAGUAUUGUUCUCCAUCCAACCAUGUGACUAGAAAAGGAAAGCCAUGUCGGGAAAAUCACCCUUGUGGUUCCUAUGGAAAAUCUUAUUUGUGGUGUUACACAGAUGAAAAUAAUAACUGGGAUUACUGUGGGAAAAAAAUUAUUGACUGUGAAAAGUCUGUUUAUUUUUCCCAUCGAAAAAAACGUGCGCGUGAAGAACAUGAAGUCUGCAGAAUAGAAAACACUGCACACAGACGUGUGAUACUUCUCAGAGCAAUUCCAGAAACCAGAUUCCUUAGUCCAACCCGAAAUCAAUAUAUGGACGCUUCCCAAGUUAUCGACAUGUUAACUCCCAAUACUGUCUUUAGAAGAGGCACACUGUUGACUCACAAUACUGUAAGACUUGAUAUGCAAGGAGAGUUUGUGAGUGAAGGUGUUCGGUAUUAUAACCUACAAGUACAAUUAAAUGGUCAAAGACAAGGCCAAUCAAGUUUUUCCCAAGCACUCAUCCCUGUAGAUAUGGACGUUUCCAUUUUUUUGGACUCUAUACAAACAGCCCUGCACACUAGUUUGGAUAGGGUUUAUCAUGGAGAUCCAGUAAAAGUUUUUGCAUUCAUUCAACGGAUGUAA
Molecule: messenger RNA, 1242 nt
Organism: Nanorana parkeri
Lineage: Eukaryota; Metazoa; Chordata; Amphibia; Anura; Dicroglossidae
Exons: 3
Coding region: 1-1242 (413 amino acids)
Source: RefSeq, a predicted model, not a curated record